AUGAAUGAUGGGCUCACCAACCAGAUCAACAAUCCUGAGGUUGACGUCGACAUCACCAGGCCCGACACCUACAUAAGGCAGCAGAUCAUGGCCCUGAGAGUCAUGACUAACAAACUCAAGAACGCGUACAAUGGGAACGAUGUGAAUUUUCAGGAUACAAGUAAGAUCCCGCGUCAUUCAGCUUCUCUUAAUUGGAUCCCUUACAACAGCAGUGCUUAAUGGGGUAGAAAAGUAUUCUUCAAGGAUGUUCUUAGUCAAAACCACUGGCUGAGAUGCUGCAAUGUCCACUGUGAUCCAUUUAUUCAUUAUUUUUGGAUGAAAACUUACUUGGGACCAGGAAACUGCCUUGACCCAUCUCAGUGCUGUUUACAUGCUAGCUCUCUGAGGUCUCAUGGGGAGAGGUCUGUCCUUCCUGGCCUCCAGAGAUCUUCCAAGAUAUUGUUGGCCCAUAACUUCCAUCAUCCAUGACAGUUGGCCUUAAAAAUAAUAAUAAUAAUAAUAAUUUUAUUAUUUGUGCCCCUAUUUGAACCCAUAAACCAAAAUCUGCUUGUUCGUGUGUUUUAUUUAUCCACUUGGGGACCUUGGUCAUGGGGCCUUGGCACGCAAUUAUUUAUCUCCUUGACAUAUGAUGGGACGCCAUUCCACAGGGCGGGCGCCACUACCAAAAAGGCCCUCUGCCUGGUUCCCUGUAACCUCGCUUCUCGCAGUGAGGGAACUACCAGAAGGUCCUCGGAGCUGGACCUCAGUGUCUGGGCUGAACAAUGGGGGUCGAGACAUUCCUUUGAGAUAAACAAUUAUAUGGCUUUUCGUAGACAUCUGAAGGCAGCCCUGUUUCAGGAAGCUUUUAAUGUUUGAUGUUUUGGUGUGUUCCUUUAUAUUUUGUUGGAAGCUGCCCAGAGUGGCUGGGGUAACCUAGUCAGAUGCACGGGGUAUAAGAAAUAGAUGGUGGUGAUGAUGAUGAUGACGAUGAAGAUGACGAUGAUGACAUUCUCCCUCUCCCCUCCACUCCCGCAGGUGAAGAGACCAGUGGCUCGGGAAGUGGAAGCGGUUGCACGGAUGACAUUUGUCCCACAGAGUUUGAAUUCAUCACCACAGACGCACCCCUCGUUGAUUCAGACCGAAGGGAAGUGGACUCUUCUUCAGCCAGUCAGCCCAGUUGGUCAGCACUCACGUGGUUUGUCAUCUGCCUGGCUCUCCUACUGCAAAAACAGUGCAGAUAA
Molecule: messenger RNA, 1220 nt
Organism: Podarcis lilfordi (Lilford's wall lizard)
Lineage: Eukaryota; Metazoa; Chordata; Lepidosauria; Squamata; Lacertidae
Source: the annotation of a GenBank genome assembly